ACUCGGGCUCGUUUCCCCCGCGGUCAACCCAGCACCAUGCCUUCCGUGGAGAGCUUCGCGCUGACUUACGUCGCGCUGAACGAGAGCCGGACCUUCUCGGAGGGGGACACGGUGACUGGGAAAGUGACUCUGGUGCUGCAGAAGGAGGUUUCAGCCAAGAGCCUCCAUGUCAAAGCGAAGGGGGAUGCCGAGGUCCGCUGGUCCGAGAAGACCGGCGACAGAAACCGGACUUACCGCGCGAGCAAGAGAUACUUCAAACUCAAGGAGUUCCUGGUCGGUGGCCAGGAGGACUCCAAAGAAACUGUUAUUCCCAAAGGGAUCCAUGUCUUUAAAUUUAGCUUUAAAAUACCAGAAGGAAGUAUGCCUUCAACCUUCAGAGGAAUUCAUGGAAAGAUCCUUUACAAGCUGGAAGCUGCACUGGCCAGGAGUUGGAGGAUGGACCGUACUGUACAACAGGAGAUCAAUUUUGUCUCCAAGGCCUAUCCGGAUAUUCACUCUCUGAUGAUGCCCCAAGUUGGUUCAGUGAACAAAAAGAUGGGGCUGUUCUCAUCCGGACAAGUACACAUGGACGUCGGUAUUGACAGAAGAGCUUAUGCUCCAGGUGAAACAGUGAUGAUUGUCGCACAGAUCAACAACUCUUCAUCCUCUGACAUGAGUCCCAAAUUCAGUUUUAUUCAGGAUGUGGUGUACCGUGCCAGCGGUAAUACCAAACGUAAAAAGCACAUUAUCCACAAAGUGACUGACAGCUGCAUUAAGGCCCAAACACAGAAGGAGGUCCAGUGUGCUAUAACGAUUCCUCCUGGUCAGAUGCAGACAAUCCAGAAUUGUGACAUAAUCACAGUGGAAUACCAUUUCAAGGUAUAUUUGGAUAUCAGCUUUGCUUUUGAUCCAGAGGUCCUGCUCCCGGUGGUCAUUCUUCCUGUUCACUUCCGUCCUGGUCUUCAAUCUGGUGUUACCACGAGUCCCUAUCUAGCUGGGGCAACUGGUGGCCCGAGUAAUAGUGACUUCCCUCCCCCAACGGCAUCUUUGGGUCCAUAUCCUGCUUCACCAAACUCAGGCGGUUACCCAGGAGCUCAAAGGUACUCAGUGCCACAACCUACCUACUCAGUAAACCCACCACCAAUGUACGCAUUCCCAACCAAUGCAUACCCUACUCAGCCACCAUACUUGAGUGGGGGCUACAAUAACCCAGUGCCUCAGCCACAAACUCCAUAUGGAUCUCCCUCUUCAUCCUCAUCAUCGACGCCUGUGCUUCACCCUCCGCCUUCAGCCCCAACAUUUCAUCCACCCCCAUCUGCACCAGCGAUCAAUCCAUCGCCUUCUCCGUCUUUUAACAUGGCCGCACCGGCUCCCUCAUACAACUCUCUGCCUUCUUCAAUGAUGAUGAACGUAGACUUCCUGUCUCAGUCGGAUGAAGCUCCUCCAUCAUAUUCCCUCCUGUUUCCGUCUUCUGCUACUGGAAGUUCUAAUGCAAAAUAAUCAAAGGAAUCAUUAAUGACUGGAUCAGUUGAUUGAGUAUUAAGUAAACUGCCAAUAGUUAACCAUGUGAAAUCAGAUCACCUAUAAAUCUCUGCUUAGUAAUUAGUGUUGCAUUUGUUGAAGAUGAAAGAAUUUCAAAUGAAAGGGGCGUAUUUGUGCAUUAUUAUAUUUGAUUUAGCAUGUAGACAAAAAUAAUACUUUUUCUUUGUAUGUUAGAGUUUUGUUUGUUUGGUGAGUUAUUAGGUUGGUGUUGGCUGUUAUUCAAACCUCAGUCAUCAGGGUACACAGUGUUUUAUACGUGCCUUGUUCAACUCAAGUGUCCUGGAACUGAUGAUUUUUUCAGCCUUAUAGUUUUCUCUACCUCACUAAUCUGCAUCAUGGCUGGAAAAACACUAUUCACAAUGUUUUUAUGUGUAUUGAGUUUUGUAUGAGACAGUGACUUUGGACACUACACACUACUUAGAAGUGCUCUGACUGAUUUGA
This is a messenger RNA of Platichthys flesus (European flounder), 1962 nucleotides long. Its product is annotated as arrestin domain-containing protein 3-like. Gene Ontology annotation, biological process: protein transport. Lineage: Eukaryota; Metazoa; Chordata; Actinopteri; Pleuronectiformes; Pleuronectidae. Gene Ontology annotation, cellular component: cytoplasm; plasma membrane. The transcript is spliced from 6 exons. The record is from RefSeq and is a predicted model, not a curated record. The coding region runs from base 37 to 1479 and encodes 480 amino acids.